Messenger RNA from Drosophila gunungcola (fruit fly), 616 nucleotides. RefSeq lists its product as uncharacterized. The coding region runs from base 190 to 498 and encodes 102 amino acids. Gene Ontology annotation, molecular function: protein binding. The transcript is spliced from 3 exons. Lineage: Eukaryota; Metazoa; Arthropoda; Insecta; Diptera; Drosophilidae. The record is from RefSeq and is a predicted model, not a curated record.
CGAUAUUGAAUUGCUUUUUAUCUUAUCUCUAAAAAACGAAAAUAUGUGACAAAAGUUUUGCUCUCUAUUGCUUUAACUUGUGAUAAGGCUAGAUAGUAAGCAUUAUCUAGAUUAGAUUGGGAAAGCAAAAUUUAUUGUUUGCCGCAUUGCUAUUUAGAAUUUAGCCGUAGAAGGUUCCCAAACAACCAGAUGAACGCAGUUACCAUUUGCCUAAUCUGUUUGGCAUGCACUUAUGCAGCAAAUGUUCUUUCAAAAUCAUGCCCAGUGGAGGCUGAUUGUGGUAAGGUAGAUGAGUCAAACGCCAUUUGCGGAUUGGAUGAAGAACAAGGUUGUAUUCAAAAAUAUCUUUCCAAGUGUCAUUUGGAAAUUGCAGCCUGCCAAAAAGGAAAAAAUUUAACAGACUAUAGUGAGGUGUAUUGCUCAAUGGAAUCGUAUUUCUGCGAAAAAUCACCCACAUACGAGCGCUGGACCAUUUUCUUUGGCAAUGAAACCAAUUAGAAACAACUAAUGGUAGUUUAAAUAAAUAUUUGGGAAAUGCGCCAAAAUAUUACGCUUAUGUCUGUCGGUUGAUUAAUGAAACAAUUACUACACAUAAAAUUACUAAGUUUUGUUCAGC